AUAAAGCCGCGCAGAGAGCGUGAAACAAAGCAGUCGGAUCGGAAUUGGACUUGGGAAGCGCCGUGUGGAGUCAGGCAUAAAACUUGUCGGAGGAGAGGAAUGAGCCUGCUCCUCUAGCUCUCCUCAUCUGCGCGGCGCUUCAGGGGUUCCCGCCAGCCUUGCGAUUUAUUUUUAUAUAUCUGCUUUUUAUAGAAAGAGAAAUAUAUAUAUAUUUUUUUCCUCCUAAGUGAAAAUUUCUGUUUCGAGAGAAAAUAAGGCAAGAUCAAUGAAGGAGAGAAGAGCCAGCCAGAAAUUAUCCAGUAAAUCUAUCAUGGAUCCUAAUCAGAACGUGAAAUGCAAGAUAGUAGUGGUGGGAGACAGUCAGUGUGGGAAAACCGCGCUGCUGCACGUCUUCGCCAAAGACUGCUUCCCCGAGAAUUACGUCCCUACGGUGUUUGAGAAUUACACGGCCAGUUUUGAAAUCGACACACAAAGAAUAGAGUUGAGCCUGUGGGACACUUCGGGUUCUCCUUACUAUGACAACGUCCGGCCCCUCUCUUACCCAGAUUCAGAUGCUGUGCUGAUUUGCUUUGACAUCAGUAGACCAGAGACGCUGGACAGUGUCCUGAAAAAGUGGAAAGGUGAAAUCCAGGAGUUUUGUCCCAACACCAAGAUGCUCUUGGUCGGCUGCAAAUCUGAUCUUCGGACAGAUGUCAGUACAUUAGUAGAGCUCUCAAACCACAGGCAGACCCCAGUGUCCUAUGACCAGGGGGCAAAUAUGGCCAAACAGAUCGGAGCAGCUACUUACAUCGAAUGCUCGGCUCUACAGUCAGAAAACAGCGUCAGAGACAUUUUUCACGUGGCCACCUUGGCAUGUGUAAACAAGACAAAUAAAAACGUUAAGCGGAACAAAUCGCAGAGGGCGACAAAGCGGAUUUCACACAUGCCCAGCAGACCAGAACUCUCCGCGGUGGCUACGGACUUACGAAAGGACAAAGCCAAGAGUUGCACUGUGAUGUGAAUCUCUGGUUUUCUUUAAUGAGGACAAGGAAACCUAGUGUGGAAAACACCACCAACAAAAAAAAAAAAAGGUGAAGUCUGAGCAAAGUGCAUAGCCAAAGUCACGUAUGCUGGAGGCUCGGGAGGCAUUUGGAAGGAUGCUCAUCUUUUUGGAAUCCUGUCCUUAGGUUCGGCAUGUAGAACAAGCGGUGAGAAGUGAGUUCAUUGAAGAGUUUUGAAGCGUGACUUGAAAAAUAUGCCAAAAAAGAGAGAUUCAGAUGGGUGAGGAGGAAUGCGAGGACCUCCAGGAAGAAAAACCACGCUCUGAAUGGUGCUUGCGUUUUUGUUUUCUUUGUUACAAUCUAUUCAUGGAUCUCUACUUUGAUUUAAUUUUUAAGUGUUUUAAUCUCCUUUACAAAAAGUAUAUAUUAAUACACCGUCCUCAUUGGGGAACUGGCACUGUGACCUUAGCAUUUAGUUUUCUAGAGGAUGUGAUCUAAUUUCCUCCUAGCUCAUCAUUAAAAUGGAAAUUGUAUCAGGACCCAUGGGAUAUCCAGAGGAAAAGUUGGUGAGGCUUUGAAAUCUUGCCAUCCUGAAGAUAGCUGAGCGAGAUGGUUCUCAAGAAAGGCCUUUGCAGUCUUGCAAGAUAUGCAGACCAGCACUACCAAGAUCGAAUAGGUCAGCUAGAAAAAAAGUGUCAAUUUUUAUUCAGUCUGAUGGUUCUGUUCAUCCUUGUGAUUGUCAUUAAAAAGUGGUAAAUUGCUCAAUGUGAUAUUUUUGUGUGCUGUUUAGAAAAGAGGGUGUGUGAUUUGUUUUGUUUUUUUUUUGCCAUCGUUGAUAAAAAUGCAAAGUCAAAUAAAAGGUGUCUUGGUUUGACGUCAUGGAAUGGUCCAAGGGGGAAAAAAAUGUAGGUACUAUUUUCAUCUGAAGAGUUAACGAAUGAAGGAUAGUAGCAGAAAGCACAGUUUGUGAGUUAAGCCGUCCGGAAUUAAGAUACCAAAAGUACAAAGCAAAAAACCUCCUUUGGGAUGAAGCUCCGAAGUUGGCAAUAUCUGAUGAUCAGUUUGUUUAUUUCACUUUCUUUCAAUGAACAUGAUACAGAAGGACCCUCUGAUCCAAGCUUUCGAGAAUCCUUAGAGGAAAAUUAUGUGAUGUCAGUCCUGACACCAUCCUAGGGCAUUUCUAGAGAGUGAUUGCUAAACCUCACUUAACCAGAUUCCACCAAGGCCCGUGUUUGAUACUUUAUCACUAUCGUUGCAUAAAAGAGUCAGCAUUUAAAAUAGUUUACAGAUAUUUUUUGACCAGUUACUUUUAGAGCUUCUUUCAGAGAAGAAACCAGAUCUGACCUUUUUAUUGUUGGCGCUUGUUGAAAACGAGCUUUCUUUCCAAUGAUAAAGCUUCAUUUUUGAAGUGUUGAAGCUGUGCUCCCAUUCAAUUGUGGCAGGAAGGAGAUUAAGGUAAUUACAGCAUUCAGUCUGUGUCUCACGAGCACUUUGUUCUGUCUCUGCAAGAAAAUGCCAUUCCGGUCAUUUCCCACGAAAUACAGACAUUUUACCAACAUGCUAUGCUUUGAUUCAUGCAGCAUUAUGCUUUGGGCAGUAUUACGAAAUAGCUGGCAAGUGCUUUCUGUAUUUAAAUAUUGUAAAAAGAAAAUAAGUUAUAACUGUUAUAAAGCAGAACUUUCAUUGCAGUUUUUUAAAUGUUGAAGUCACUUUGUAUGUUUGUUUGGUCAAUGUUUCUGCAGUAUUUAUUAAAACAUACUUUUUUUUUCUUCAAAUAAAAAAGUAACCAUG
Orcinus orca (killer whale) is the source of this 2771-nucleotide messenger RNA. It is a transcript of the gene RND3, whose product is annotated as Rho family GTPase 3. Bases 266 to 1000 code for a protein of 244 amino acids. NCBI's taxonomy places the organism in Eukaryota, Metazoa, Chordata, Mammalia, Artiodactyla, Delphinidae. The record is from RefSeq and is a predicted model, not a curated record. Gene Ontology annotation, molecular function: GTP binding; GTPase activity. The transcript is spliced from 5 exons. Gene Ontology annotation, biological process: small GTPase-mediated signal transduction.